AUGAUUUAUCACCAUUUUUUUAACUACGUAAGUUAUCUUUUUAUACCUUUUUUAGCGUAUUUUUUUAAUCUCAAAUUAUGUGAUCAAUAUUUGCAGAAAAUCAUCCCGGAAAGCAAUGGAUCCUUGGAAAACAACGCAAAUUCAACAGCAUCACUCCCAACUUCGGCCCAGGACGGCACCAUGGCCGAGACUCAAACCAACGGCAGAAACAACAUGGAAUGUAAGUUUUUAUUUUUGGUGUUAUAGUUGAGGAAAUCAGGGAAUUCUUCGGAUCGUUGUCAAUUUUUUUUGUGGUUCUUCAAUUGAUUAUUUUAUUUUCAGAUAUUGCUCCGAGAUUUCACUGCCCUACCCCAAAUGUUUACCACCCAUUUUUCACUAUGUAGGUUGUUUCACCCUUGAUUUUAUCCUACUUUUUCCCAAACUGUAUGGUAUAUAUUUUCAGGAACCUAAACAUCACCUUCACUCACGCCACACCCCUUUCCAUUUGCAACACCCAUCCUCCCCUCCCACUCGCACCGCACCCCUCCUCCGUUCCACUCCCAUCACACUCCUCCCCCAUCACACUCUCUUCAGAAUGUAAGUUUCGUGGUUUAUUGGUAGUCGAGGAAACUACGGAUAGCUUGAGAUUAUUGUCAACUCUUUUUUGAGUGUUCUUCAAUUUAUUCUUUUAAUUUUCAGAUAUCUCCAAGCCCCAUGCAACGGAUACCUUUAAAAAAGAAAAAAAUAAAAAAAAAGUAAAAAAAAAUAAAAAAAGUAAGAAAAAAAGUAAAAAAAAGAAAGAAAAAAAGAAGGAAGUUAAAAAGAAAAAAAUUGAAAAAAGAAGAGGCCACAUCACUUCCCCUCCCACCAGCACAUUUCUCUCACUCUCUCCCUCCCCUUCCACACCCACCACCCUCCUUCCCUCUCCCUCCCCUUCACCCAAUCAUCAAGGCUUGCUUUGGUGAUUAAAGUAAGUUGUUUUUUUACCAAUUGUAGGCUUUUAUUCCCGUCAUGAGUCCAGAUACUGCCAAUUCUAUUUUUAAUAUUAUCUAUUUUCAUGGAAACCAUCAAGAAUCCGUUCCUUGGAGCCCUGGAGAAGUUGGAGGAAUCAAUGGUGUCCUGAAGGUCUGCAGAAGAUAAGAACGGUAUGUUAAUUGGGAGUGAUCAGUUCAGGAAUCGGGUUCUAGAAGGGGACACUAGGAACAUUGUAAGUGAAAAAGCGUUUAGCUGUGUAAAAGCCAGUCAUUACGACAUAUUUUUGGAUGGUUACGGUAGAGACGAGGGUUUUUCUAAACUCUGAUUUUUACUGGUAUUAAUGGGCUAGACUUGGGUGUGAAAGCUUGCAAAAUCUUGAUAGGUGCUGUUUUGUGAUUGAUCAUUUUGGAAUACGCAUUUGUCUCCAUGCUAGGAUGUUAGAAUGUUAUGUUUCUUGUGAUUUUUCGGAAGAAUUUUAGAAUUUCUUGCUUUUUUGGGACAUUUUAGGGGAUUAUAAUAUGUAAGGGGUCGUAAAAAUCAAUCUUACACGGAGUAGCGACUAGUUUUAGCCACUAAUCAUGUUGUAAUGACGGUAUUGUACUACUUUUACAUUUUUCAUGAGAUGAAUACCAUGAAAUUUCCCAUUGAUUAAUACAUCUUUCUUUCAGAAUGGCCACUUUUUUAUGGUCGACGGGGAAGCUGGUGCGAUUGAAAGCGAAGAACAAGUUACUUUGCCGAGCCCUGCAUUCCACGGAAACGGACGGGGUCUCUGA
Bursaphelenchus xylophilus (pine wood nematode) is the source of this 1727-nucleotide messenger RNA. NCBI's taxonomy places the organism in Eukaryota, Metazoa, Nematoda, Chromadorea, Rhabditida, Aphelenchoididae. The record is from the annotation of a GenBank genome assembly.